GUCCUCCACACGUGACCUACUUUGGUACUGGCUUUGAGCCUGCUAUGAAUUAUAGAUGAGGAGGAGCUGAGAUGCAGAUCUGGUAUCAGAAGUAGGCUCACAUACACACACAAGGCUUUAGCAGAGAGUUGCCCUGCUCUGCACACUGAGGAUGCUGUAGAAGGAAGCACACAGCCUGUUCCUUUAAUCUCACAGCCCAGGCUCCCAGCAGCCCUGCAUGUCUCUGCUUUAAACCCUUGGCAUCCCUUCAUUGUUUUGCCUAGUUUAUUUUAUUUUUUGCACAUUGAAAGACAGAGAGAGAUGAAAGGUCCAGUGACAGAGUGGGUGCUCCUGACUCUCCUCAUGUUAUCUAUCAGUGGUUUUGCUUCUGCCGAAAGCCCUGUCCUCACUGAUCAUUUUUUGGUUGACUUGCAUGAAGGGGGAGAGGAGGAGGCCAGGCAACUUGCAUCGGAAUAUGGAUUCAGUGGGGCCAGGAAGCUACCCUUUGCAGAAACUAUGUAUCAUUUCUUUGACAAUGGAGAAGAAAAAUCCAGGCGAAGACGUAGUGUCCGAAACAUUAAAAAUUUGUCAGUGGAUCCCAAGGUGAAGAAGGUCGUCCAACAGGAAGGUUUUGACAGACAAAAACGAGGAUACAGAGACAUCAAUGACAUUGAUAUUAAUAUGAAUGAUCCAUUAUUUACAAAGCAGUGGUAUCUGAUUAACACUGGUCAAGCGGAUGGCACUCCUGGACUUGAUUUAAAUGUGGCCGAAGCCUGGGAAUUGGGUUAUACAGGAAAAGGAGUUACCAUAGCAAUUAUGGAUGAUGGAAUUGAUUAUCUUCACCCAGACCUUGCCGCAAAUUACAAUGCAGAGGCGAGUUAUGAUUUCAGCAGCAAUGAUCCUUUCCCAUAUCCGCGAUAUACAGAUGAUUGGUUUAACAGCCACGGGACACGGUGUGCAGGAGAGGUGUCCGCUGCAGCAAAUAAUAACAUAUGUGGGGUUGGAGUGGCUUAUAACUCAAAGGUUGCAGGGAUUCGUAUGUUGGACCAACCAUUCAUGACAGAUAUUAUUGAGGCUUCAUCCAUCAGCCACAUGCCACAAAUUAUAGAUAUAUAUAGUGCCAGCUGGGGGCCAACUGAUGACGGAAAAACCGUGGAUGGACCAAGAGAACUGACUUUGCAAGCAAUGGCUGAUGGGGUCAACAAGGGCCGAGGCAGAAAAGGGAGUAUUUACGUCUGGGCCUCCGGAGAUGGGGGAAGUUACGAUGAUUGCAACUGCGAUGGUUAUGCAUCCAGCAUGUGGACAAUCUCUAUUAAUUCAGCAAUUAACGAUGGUCGGACUGCACUUUAUGAUGAAAGCUGCUCCUCAACACUGGCUUCCACAUUCAGUAAUGGAAGAAAGAGGAAUCCUGAAGCUGGUGUAGCGACAACAGAUUUGUACGGAAACUGCACUUUGCGUCACUCAGGAACAUCUGCAGCCGCACCAGAGGCAGCUGGGGUGUUCGCUUUAGCCCUGGAGGCAAACCCAGGUCUCACCUGGAGGGAUUUGCAACAUCUCACAGUGCUGACAUCGAAACGGAACCAACUCCACGAUGAAGUCCACAAGUGGAGGAGGAAUGGCGUUGGCCUAGAAUUUAAUCACUUGUUUGGCUAUGGUGUUCUGGAUGCCGGCUCUAUGGUUAAAAUGGCAAAAGAAUGGAAAACUGUUCCUGAGAGAUUUCACUGUAUUGGUGGAUCAAUACAAGAACCAAGGAAAAUCCCAUCAAGUGGAAAGCUGAUUCUUACACUUACAACGGAUGCUUGUGAAGGAAAGGAAAACUUUGUACGUUAUCUUGAGCAUGUUCAAGCUGUUAUCACUGUAAAUUCCACAAGACGUGGAGACUUAAAUAUCAACAUGACCUCACCGAUGGGAACUAAAUCCAUCCUAUUGAGUCGAAGACCAAGGGAUAAUGACUCAAAGGUGGGCUUUGACAAAUGGCCAUUCAUGACGACGCACACAUGGGGGGAAGAUCCAAGGGGGACUUGGGUUCUUGAAAUAGGGUUUGUUGGGGGCAUGCCUGAGAAAGGUGUUUUAAAAGAAUGGACCCUGAUGUUGCAUGGGACUCAAAGUGCCCCUUAUAUAGACCAAGUUGUUCGAGAUUAUCAGUCAAAGUUGGCGAUGUCCAAGAAAGAAGAAUUAGAAGAGGAACUUGACGAAGCUGUUGAAAGAAGUCUCAAGAGUCUAUUAAGCAAAAACUAGCACUACUUUCUGCAUGUCUGUCCUUUGUUUUUCUUUCUAGUACUUUAUUUUUUUGUGUACCUUUCUAACACCUUAACCUUCUGUAUUAGAUAUAAUUGUCUCUCUGUAUCUAACAUUUUAAAACUUUAUAGCCAUCUAUUCCUUUAUUAGGAAUUUAAUAAAUAUAUAUUUUUUACAGAGUGACCCCCCAAUUCAAACUAUUUAAAACAGAUGUAAACGAUUUAUGACAUU
Pelobates fuscus (common spadefoot toad) is the source of this 2448-nucleotide messenger RNA. RefSeq names its product proprotein convertase subtilisin/kexin type 2 (gene PCSK2). Gene Ontology annotation, cellular component: neuron projection; membrane. The coding region runs from base 301 to 2217 and encodes 638 amino acids. NCBI's taxonomy places the organism in Eukaryota, Metazoa, Chordata, Amphibia, Anura, Pelobatidae. Gene Ontology annotation, biological process: peptide hormone processing. Gene Ontology annotation, molecular function: serine-type endopeptidase activity. The transcript is spliced from 12 exons. The record is from RefSeq and is a predicted model, not a curated record.